Molecule: messenger RNA, 710 nt
Organism: Erythranthe guttata (spotted monkey flower)
Lineage: Eukaryota; Viridiplantae; Streptophyta; Magnoliopsida; Lamiales; Phrymaceae
Source: RefSeq, a predicted model, not a curated record
AUGUGGUACUUUUUCGUGCCGAGGGACAGAAAACAUGGCAGCGGAGGAAGACCGAACCGUACUACUGAAAACGGGUUCUGGAAGGCAACCGGGUCGGACCGUCAAAUACAUACAACAUCGGAUCCCAAAAAGGUGUUAGGUCUGAAGAAAACACUUGUUUUCUAUGAGGGCAGAGCACCACGUGGAACAAAGACUGAUUGGGUCAUGAACGAGUUUCGCUUGCCCGACAAAUGCUCCCCUCCCAAGGACAUAGUGUUGUGUAAGAUAUAUAGAAAGGCAACCUCUUUGAAGGUGUUGGAGUAUAGGGCUGCAGUUGAAGAAGAUGACGAAACUAAGUCGGACACUAAUUGUUCAUCGUUAUCUCCUUCACCAAUGGAUUGCAUGCUCUCCUUUUGCAACCAAUUUGAGGAAAUAAACAACAUUCAAGUACUAAAGAAAGAAAAUGAGGAAAUCUUAUUGCAUGUGAAGGAGAGUAGUAAAGUGAAGGGUUGCUCUAGCAUCGUUUUGCCCAACGGAAGCGAUAAUAUAGCAGAGCUACAAGUUCCUAAAUUCAACACGGACUGGACUCAAGACUCUUUCUGGACACAAUUCAGCCCCUGGCUUGACAAUUUCGCUCCUUUCUUGCCAAUGUGCUGAUAUUAUUUAUUAAUUUCCCAACACAUGUAUGUAUAUAGCCAUGCUUAUUAAUUAAUGCUAUAAUAGGGCCUUCU